CCAGAUUCUUUUCUUCGGAUUUGGGUGGCUGUUCUUCAUGCGCCAGCUGUUCAAGGACUAUGAGGUACGUCAGUAUGUUGUGCAGGUGAUCUUCUCGGUGACUUUUGCCUUUUCCUGCACCAUGUUUGAGCUCAUCAUCUUUGAAAUCUUAGGAGUGUUGAACAGCAGCUCUCGCUAUUUUCACUGGAAGAUGAACCUGUGUGUCAUUCUACUGAUCUUGGUUUUCAUGGUGCCUUUUUACAUCGGCUAUUUUAUCGUCAGCAACAUCCGACUAUUGCAUAAACGACGACUGAUUUUUUCCUGUGUCUUAUGGCUGACUUUCAUGUAUUUCUUCUGGAAACUGGGAGAUCCAUUUCCUAUUCUUAGCCCAAAACAUGGGAUCCUGUCCAUUGAACAGCUCAUCAGCCGCGUAGGUGUGAUAGGAGUGACUCUCAUGGCUCUUCUUUCGGGAUUUGGUGCUGUCAACUGCCCAUACACUUACAUGUCCUACUUCCUCAGGAACGUAACUGAUACAGAUAUUCUAGCUCUGGAAAGGCGGCUUCUCCAAACCAUGGACAUGAUCAUAAGCAAAAAGAAAAGGAUGGCAGUGGCACGGAGAACUAUGUUCCAGAAAGGGGAGGUGCAUAACAAGCCGUCAGGAUUCUGGGGCAUGAUAAAGAGUGUUACCACUUCAGCUCCAGGAAGUGAAAAUCUUACACUGAUUCAGCAGGAAGUGGAUGCUUUGGAAGAACUAAGCAGGCAGCUCUUCCUGGAAACAGCCGAUCUAUAUGCUACCAAGGAGAGAAUAGAAUACUCCAAAACUUUCAAGGGGAAAUAUUUUAAUUUUCUGGGUUACUUUUUCUCUAUUUACUGUGUGUGGAAGAUUUUCAUGGCAACCAUCAAUAUUGUUUUUGAUCGGGUUGGAAAAACAGAUCCUGUGACAAGAGGCAUUGAGAUCACUGUGAAUUAUCUGGGAAUCCAAUUUGAUGUGAAGUUUUGGUCCCAACACAUUUCCUUCAUUCUGGUUGGCAUAAUCAUCGUCACAUCCAUCAGAGGGCUGCUGAUUACUCUUACCAAGUUCUUCUAUGCCAUCUCCAGCAGUAAGUCAUCCAAUGUCAUUGUCCUACUGCUAGCACAGAUCAUGGGCAUGUACUUCGUCUCCUCUGUUCUGCUGAUCCGAAUGAGUAUGCCUCUGGAGUACCGCACCAUCAUCACAGAGGUUCUUGGAGAGCUGCAGUUCAACUUCUACCACCGCUGGUUCGACGUGAUCUUCCUGGUCAGUGCUCUCUCCAGCAUCCUCUUCCUCUAUCUGGCUCACAAACAGGCACCAGAGAAACACAUGACGCCUUGAACUCAAGCCACCAGUCACAGACCACAAGCUCGUCGUAUCUGGAUUUGGCUAUGAGAGGAGGGAAGUGGAGGGGACCAGGAACUGUCUUGUUGUUUAAAGGCAGUGGGUGGCAUAUUGUGCCUCUAGCCUAGACCUUCCUCCUCGUGAUGUUAAAACAAGUACUAACUGGCCAGCGUUUGGCACAAAGCAGGUUGUGUUCGUUUGAGGCUGGUGCAAUGAGACGCGGUGUGUAAGAGCCAAGAACUAAGAAAAAAUAUAUACUGAAACUCUGGGAGGGCUGAAGUCUAAGGUAGCUGCGUCAAGCACAAAGUAUUUACGUCAUGGUUCAAGUGGGGCUGGCCAUGACUGUCCCUUAAGAUUGACUGUCAUUAAACCAGAGAUUGUAACACUUUG
This is a messenger RNA of Echinops telfairi (small Madagascar hedgehog), 1723 nucleotides long. It is a transcript of the gene GPR89A, whose product is annotated as G protein-coupled receptor 89A. The transcript is spliced from 13 exons. Gene Ontology annotation, molecular function: voltage-gated monoatomic anion channel activity. Lineage: Eukaryota; Metazoa; Chordata; Mammalia; Afrosoricida; Tenrecidae. Gene Ontology annotation, cellular component: Golgi cisterna membrane. Gene Ontology annotation, biological process: intracellular pH reduction. Bases 38 to 1330 code for a protein of 430 amino acids. The record is from RefSeq and is a predicted model, not a curated record.